GACGCAAAAAAAAAGUUGUGUCUCAAAAAACAAAACAAAAAAAGAGUCGUCCCAUCGAUUUUUCCCCUUCUCUCCGCCGGCGACGGUCCUCCCGGCCGGAUCCAGCGCAGCCACCCUCCCCCCUCGGAUCCAGCGACGCCGCCUGGCCUCCCCCCGGUCCCGCCACCGCAAGACUUCUCUCGGUCCAGCGACCUUGAGCACAGCGAUGCGGGGAGUCGGAGGCCCACUGCUCACUGUCAGCGAUCUCUUGAGCGACCUCGCCGUCGAAGGAGGCGACGACCACCUCGACGGCGGAGGCGACGCCUCUGUGCCCUCCUCCCCCUUGGCAGCGCAUCAGGUGGAGGAAGCUGACCCCUCCGAGCUCCAGCGGCUCUUCGCGGAAGACUAUGACAAUUUGAUGAAGUCGCUACAGGAGAAUGACCCUUCGUGGCCUUCCCUGAUGCUGAAGUUGUGCAGGGCGUUGAAGACUUCAGAUAAGCUGCUGAGCUGCGCAAAUGUGAAAGCAGAGCAGCUGCUGGAGAAGGUGGAGAAACUGGAGCAUGUCUUAGAGAGGGGAGAUCGUGCAGUGGGAUCAAUUAUAGAGGUUCUUCAGAGCAUGCAGCUCACCGAGAAUCAUCAGACCUCCAAAUCGAACCCACCUAGCAAGUAGUGAGCUGUGGUUGCGUAGGUGUUGUGUUUGAUUAUCCAAAUCAGGAGUCAUCCUUUUCCUGCUAGUAUUCCGGCACAAGUCCAUUUACUAGUUCCUUGUAAUAUGCUUCCUGAAUUGAACGAACUGAAAUGCUAUAUGCUUCCAGGGUCCAUUUCUGUAGAAGCCUGAGAAGUGUUGUGGCAAUUCGUUGGAUAAUGAGGAGUACUAAACACGUGCAUGUUUUCUAAA
Molecule: messenger RNA, 877 nt
Organism: Triticum urartu
Lineage: Eukaryota; Viridiplantae; Streptophyta; Magnoliopsida; Poales; Poaceae
Product: histone-lysine N-methyltransferase
Source: RefSeq, a predicted model, not a curated record